Myripristis murdjan (pinecone soldierfish) is the source of this 5816-nucleotide messenger RNA. It is a transcript of the gene trappc8, whose product is annotated as trafficking protein particle complex subunit 8. Bases 140 to 4621 code for a protein of 1493 amino acids. Gene Ontology annotation, cellular component: TRAPPIII protein complex. Gene Ontology annotation, molecular function: protein binding. The record is from RefSeq and is a predicted model, not a curated record. The transcript has 30 exons. NCBI's taxonomy places the organism in Eukaryota, Metazoa, Chordata, Actinopteri, Holocentriformes, Holocentridae.
UAGCUGGACAAUUCAAGAUGGCUGUUGUCUGCUGACAGAAGGGGAGUUGUUUUCAACUCAAAAGUAGGCAGGCUUUUUAACGUUAUCAAUCCAAAAUUAAAGAGUUCGCAUUGUUAGCUCGUCUCGACGCUGGUCCGCUAUGGCCCAGUGUGUCCAGUCUGUGCAGGAGUUCAUCCAGGACUCGUUUGUCCCGAUGGUGGCCGUCUUAUGCAGCGAAGAUGCGGAGAAAGUGACUCGCAAAAACAACCUGAAUUUCGCAGAGCUGGUCCGGCCCUUCUGCAGGCUAACAUCUGAGGGUCACAUACGGGACCCCAACAACAUGGUGCAGCCUGUGAAGAAUCUGCGCAUUAGUGUCAACAACGUGGUAACCCGGCCCACCCCGGGCUCUGGCACCCUCAGCCCCGCCCAGCGCCGACUGCUUAGCGAAGUGGUGUUAUCCUGCCAGCCACCAGAGGGCGGCGUGGCCAAUGUGGUCACGGCGGGAAACUAUGACCUCAACUUUAAUGAUCGCUCUCUUAAAGCUAGCGCCCCCUGGUACAGUGCCUGGAGAGAAACACUGUUGGAGCUCAGCACCUCCAAGCUCUACACAGUGACUACACCUUGGUUUGAAGCGUACAGAGAGAACUUCUUGCAGUCUAUGCCUGCCUCUGACCACGAGUUCCUCAAUCACUACCUCGCCUGCCUGCUGGUGGUGUCCUCCAGUGAGGCAGUUCCUGUGGAGCAGUUCCUCAAGCUUUCCCAGGAGCAGCACAGGAUUCAGCACAGCGGAGAAUACACAAACCCCAAGUGGUUCAUCCCCAACACGCUCAAGUACUACGUCUUACUACAUGACAUGAGCGAGGGUGACGAACAGAGGGCAGACGCUGUGUAUGAGGAUAUGAAACAGAGAUAUGGUGCUCAAGGCUGCUAUCUGUUGAAAGUGAACUCGCGCACGUUCUCUGCUGGGGCGGAUGAACAGAUCCCAGACCCCUGGAGUCAGUACCUGCACAGGAACAACAUGCACACUCAGGACAUAUAUGAUGAGCCAGUGAACAAUGCUACCGUUGAGAAUAAUGUCAGUGCAUCUGGAAGGGACUUGAAUGACACAACAGAGAAAGAUGGUGUGUCCAACAGCCUGGAUGGCCAUCCUCUCCAGCUGGAUGCAGCCAGUGACUCGGGGAGCCUGGACGCCCUUGAUGCUAUGACCUCUGACCCCAAGAGAGGCACUGGGGGCCCGGUGGCAGGGGUGGUGAGCCAUGGGGCCUGCCUUACCCUCAGCGACCAUGAUCGCAUCCGACAGUUCAUACAGGAGUUCACAUUCAGAGGACUGCUGCCACACAUAGAGAAGAAUAUCAGACAGCUCAAUGAUCAGCUGGUGUCGAGGAAGGGCCUGAGUCGAUCUCUGUUCUCCGCUACCAAGAAGUGGUUUGGUGGAGGAAAAGUUCCAGAAAAGAGCAUCAGUGAACUAAAGAGCACAUCUGGCCUCCUCUAUCCCCCAGAAGCCCCGGAGCUACAGAUAAGGAAAAUGGCGGACCUGUGUUUCCUGGUUCAACAUUAUGAACUGGCCUACAGCUGCUACCACACUGCCAAGAAAGACUUCCUGUCUGACCAGGCCAUGCUGUACGCUGCAGGGGCAUUGGAAAUGGCUGCAGUGUCAGCAUUCCUGCAGACUGGAGCUCCAAGGCCAUACCCAGCACACUACAUGGACACAGCAAUACAGACCUACAGAGAUGUCUGCAAGAACAUGGUCCUAGCAGAGCGCUGUGCUCUGCUCAGUGCUGAGAUACUGAAGAGUCAGGGGAAAUACUCUGAUGCUGCAACUCUCCUCAUCAAGAUGACCAGUGAGGACUCAGACCUGCGCAGUGCUUUGCUGUUGGAGCAGGCAGGCCACUGCUUCAUUAACAUGCGUAACCCCAUGGUGCGCAAGUUUGCCUUCCAUAUGAUCCUAGCUGGCCAUCGUUUCAGCAAAGCAGGACAGAAGAGGCAUGCAUUGCGGUGUUACUGCCAGGCCAUGCAGGUGUAUAAAGGGAAGGGCUGGUCUUUGGCAGAGGACCAUAUCAACUUCACUAUUGGCCGUCAGUCCUUCACACUGCGCCAGCCAGAGAAUGCUGUGUCAGCAUUCAGACACAUCUUGACCAAUGACAGCCAGCAGACGGCCACACAGCAGGGGGCCUUCCUCAGAGAGUACCUCUAUGUUUACAAGAGUGUAAUGGAGGGAAGUGAAGCUGGCCUUCCCCAGCUCCCCCUGCCUUGCAUCAACAGCUCAGCCACACGGGUAUACUUUGGCCACGAACGGCGUCUUGCAGAAGGUGAAAAACAAGCCGCCACUCACGUGUCGCUGGACCAGGAGUAUGACCAGGACUUGGCUGCGAUGUGGUGCCACCUAGAGGAGCAGGUUGUGGCCGCUGCCAACCGAGGUGUCGUCCCAGUCAACUUUCAGCCCACCCAGUGUUGCCUGAACAGCCAGACAGACAACCUGCGCUUCCCUUUGGCUGUGGUAGAAGAGCCCAUCAUAGUGGAGGUGACCUUCAGGAACCCUCUGAAGGUUCCUCUGGUUCUUUCAGACCUUUCCUUGCUCUGGAAGUUCACUGCCAAGGACUUCUCUAAAGCGCAGGAUGUUCUGACAGGAGAGGCGACAGGAGAGGCCAUCACCAAUGAAAAGGAGGUGCUGGCUCCCACGACGGCACAGAAGAGUGAUGUCAUUACCAGUGAAGUUAUCCCAGAGUUUCUUAUCAGCCCAGAGGAGACCAAAGUGGCUCGUCUAAAGCUGUUGCCGCACAAGACUGGCCAGCUCAACAUCCUGGGUGUGGCCUACAACCUCGCUACCAGCUCCUCUGGAGAUAUGUCUCAUAGCACUGAAGGUCAGCAGACAUUAGAUUUGUUGGUGGUUCGUGGCAGACAGGACCUGGAGAUCCGUGGCCCACGGCUCAACCACACCAAAGAAGACAAGACAUUGGUUCGCCAUGGUCCUGAUCGGCGUCUUGAUCCCAUCAUAACACCAGCCAUGCCCCUGAUGGAGGUCUUCUUCCUGCAGUUUCCCACUGCCCUUCUCUGUGGGGAGAUCAGGAAGGCGUACGUUGAGUUCUGUAACGUCAGCAGCGUUGCUCUGUGCGGUCUGCGGGUUGCGUCGACACACCCGGACUUCUUUACCUUCGGUGGCCAGGCGACAACGCCUCUCACCCCCGUCAGCCCGACAUCAGCUGAGAACUGCUCUGCCUAUAAAACCCUGGUCACGCACCACGGGGGCCAGUCAAGCUCAACAGCAGCUGUGAAGUUGGUGUCGGCGGAGGAUUUCGGCCAGACGUCCGGCGUGGUCGAGAUACCGGUAGAGGGCGGGACUCUUCGGCCAGGGGAGUCGACGCAGUUGCCCCUGUGGCUCCGAGGACCAGACCAAGAGGGAGUCCAUGAAAUCAACUUCCUCUUCUACUAUGAGAGCACUGAAAAGGGAGGCAAAAUCAGCCACCGGGUGUUGCGUCACACAGUGUUUAUCUGCGCCAGUCGGUCUCUGAGCGUCCGAGCGUCCGCCUACCGCAGCAGUAUCCCCCUGGACCAGAGUCAGAGUCAGACCAGAGAGGAGGAAACCAGCGGCAGCAUGCUGGUCUUCAUCGAUGUUGAGAACAUCAACACGAGUGAAGCUGGCGUGCGUGAAUUCCACAUCGUCCAGGUGUCCAGCAGCAGUAAACACUGGUGGCUUCACAAGUGCAUCAACCCAGCCAAGGAAAAAGACUAUAAACUCACCAGCAGAGAAAGAGCCAAGCUGUGCUUCAGGGCCACCCGAUGCAAACCCCAUCAAGACACAUCAGAUGCGGUAGAGAAAUACUCUUUUGCUGACCUGAAUCUGGGAAACGAAAGGAUCAUCAGUUCCACCACACCGUGCGGCGACUUCUUCUUCCGAUGCUGUCAGACAUCGGAGUCUCGGCGAGCUGGUGCAGCUUCGGCAGAGUCAUCCUCCCACGGCAGGACCCAGGGGCUGGGCGCGGCUGCAGGCGGGACCACUGACCUCGCAAGUGUAUUCAAGAAGUGUAAUGAGCUGGAUCUCAACAUCAUCAUCCUCUGGAAGGCCUAUGUGGUUGAGGACAACAAGCAGCUGAUUCUGGAAGGCCAGCUCCAUGUGGCGCUUCAGACCAUCGGGAAAGAGGCCUGCUCCCCAACUCAGAAAGAGGAGGCUCAGGAAAUGGUGCUGCUCAAGUUCAAAUCGGAGUUGCCUCCUCCAGUGAUCCAACCCUCCAUUGAACAACUGUCCCACCUCAUAAAAACCAACCUGACCUACCCUGAAACCUACAGCCACCCAUUUGUCCAGGAAAGCCUCUGUGUGGUUCCAGUCACGUUGACCCUCUCCAACUGCUCCUUGGCUCAAGUUGAUGUCGUCAUUGACCUGCGGCACAAAACCAGCCCUCCUUCCUUCAAUCCUGAGUCUCUAGAGGUCCAUAGUUCCUUCACCUGGCUGGGUCAGACGCAGUACAAGCUGCAGCUGAAGGCUCAGGAGGUGCUGUGCCUGGCAUUGCGGGCAUGUUUCCUUCAGACGGGCGUUUAUAACCUCAACACACCACGAGUCUUUGCCAAGCCAGCCAACCAAGGCGUCAUGUGCGAGACCAGUCAGCAGACAGCCAGUCCUGCACUCAUCAUCAUCAACAAUGCCUGAGCCAUGCAUCGUGAAACACGGCAGGUCCAUCAUCCAGCAGACAUAAGGACUUGGGGUCUCUGGAUGUUGUGGAGCCCUGGUCUUCAGCUAAUUCUCCACGCACUUGACCAGUUUUCCUCUCCUUCUUCACUAUUAAUACUCUACUAUGGACAGCAGGAAAAACAGUUGUUUUGUACUUCGUAGUAAAAUGGAAGAAGGCUUAUUUAAAAUGAACAGCUAGACUUUUUUGAGAAUGUAUCAUGGAUCAAUUGAGCUUGCAGAUGCAGUGGUCAGGCGGUUUAUGAACUUCAAGUGUCUGUUUUAUGUCUCAGCAACCAAGCAUCAAAGAGUUUCAACUGGACAGUCCUAGCUCGUGUUGUGUUUUCACACUGACCGGCGGAAACUUGAUACAGGAUUGCACAUGAAACCGCACUGGAGUUAUGAAGUCAUUUGGAUGUCCAUCUUUAUUGGCUCUGUACAUUUGGUUUCAGCAGACUGGGAUCCAGUUCAAGACAUGGUGGACUGUUUGAUGCUGCUGCCAUGUUUUCAGCUGUUUCACUCUGACUGCAGGCCGCUGUCAAGAACCGGACUGAUGCUUUGUCUAUUCUGAUCCUUCCUCUUCCUUAACUAUUCCAUUCUGCACAUACACAGUAUUGGGGCUGACACUGUAAUGGAAUUCUGGCUGGCAAAAGACAUUUGAUGAAAAAAUUGGUUUAUAAAAUUCUUUAUUUAAUUCUAUCGUUUGCAAUGGUAUCAAAGUAGUUUUGAAUUUUCUGUUUUUUAGUUAUCAUGACGACGCUAUGUGGACUGUUUACUUCCUGAAUAUCCUGGAUGAGAGCCCCACCCCCCACCCAACCACUAAACCACUUAAAGCCUGCCUGUGGCUGACAAACCCAUGUUACUGCCCAUUCAGCCAUCUGCGUGUACCUGUCGAGCCCUCUGUUGAUUCUAUAGAAUAAGAUGUCUUAUGCAAAUACAUUUAAUUUUAAACCAACACUGCAAUCAGUCGAAUCAAUAUAUUACCCCCCCAACUCUCGUGUUUGACCUGUCCAUAUUGUGAUCUAGCUGUUGUAUUUACUCAACUGCUUUUCUGAAAAUUGUAUUAUAUUUAUAUAACAAAUUGAAUGUAAAUAGAAAAUAAAAGUGUAACCAAUGAUUUGUGAUUUCGAUAAUUUCCAGGUCUAUGGAAAAUACAGUAAAGUGUUUUUUAACAAGU